This is a messenger RNA of Punctularia strigosozonata HHB-11173 SS5, 1620 nucleotides long. Its product is annotated as cytochrome P450. The coding region runs from base 1 to 1620 and encodes 539 amino acids. The transcript has 8 exons. Gene Ontology annotation, molecular function: oxidoreductase activity, acting on paired donors, with incorporation or reduction of molecular oxygen; monooxygenase activity; iron ion binding. The record is from RefSeq and is a predicted model, not a curated record. NCBI's taxonomy places the organism in Eukaryota, Fungi, Basidiomycota, Agaricomycetes, Corticiales, Punctulariaceae.
AUGAUUUAUUCCAUCUACGCGACGCUAGCGUUGAUGAUAUAUGUUAUCUGGAGAUUUAUCAGGUUCAACAUUGCUACACUUGCCUCGCCCUUGAGGAAUCUUCCCGGCCCUUCAAGCUCCAGCUUCAUCUACGGUAAUUUCCUAGAGAUCUGGAACGCCGACAUGUCAGCAUUACACGAAGAGUGGGUGGAUAGGUACGGAGUAACUUAUGCGUACAAAGGAUUCUUCAGUCGAAGCAGGUUGUUCACCCUCGACCCCGCCGCCCUUGGUUAUAUUCUCAACAAUACUAGCACCUUCCAGAAGCCGGACGUAGUGCGCCACUAUCUUGGACUGAUUUGCGGCGAGGGGGUGCUUGUAGCCGAAGGAGACGAGCAUCGCAAGCAGCGACGCAUCAUGAACCCUAGCUUUGGUUCUGCUCAAGUUCGUUCGUUGACUAGCAUUUUUGUCGACAAAGCCGCACAGCUGCGGGAUAUAUGGCUCAUUCAAGCGUCGACUGAUGAGCCCGUCCGAAUAGACGUGUUGUCCUGGCUGGGUAAAGCUACGCUGGACGUCAUAGGUCUUGCCGGGUUCGACUACGAUUUUGGGUCUUUGGAGAAAGACGGAACGAGCGAGCUCAGUGAAGCUUUCUCUGUCGUCUUUCGUGCUGGUCAGCAACUCAACAUUCUGCCUAUCCUUAAGGCAAUUAUUCCUCCGCUGAGAAUAUUACACACUUCCCGUGACAGGAAAGUGCGCUUUGCUCAGGAUACAAUGACUCGUAUUGGAGUGCAGCUCAUAGAGCAAAAGAAGGCGUUUGUUCGCGCGGAGAAAACCACGGAUGAGAACAUACACAAGGACGACGUAAAAGGUCGUGAUCUUCUCAGUCUCCUCGUGCGCGCCAACCUCGCCACGGAUAUUCCUGAUAGCUAUCGCAUGAGCACAAAGGAUAUAGUGGCCCAGAUUCCAACGUUUCUCGUGGCAGGGCACGAGUCGACGAGCAUCGGAGUUGCAUGGGCUCUUUUUGCCAUAGCACAGCACCAGGGAGUGCAGAAGAAGCUACGAGAAGACGUCCUAUCGCUUACGUGCGAUAAUCCUAACAUGGACGAGCUACAAGCCUUGCCGUAUCUCGACGCCGUUUUGCGCGAAACAAUGCGGCUUCAUGCACCUGUUCCGAACACAGUUCGAGUGGCAACUCAGGACGACGUGAUUCCCCUCAGUACACCGUACAUAGACCGUUAUGGCGUCAAAAAGACGACUAUACGAGUGCAGUCAGGAGAUGCCAUAUAUAUUCCCAUACUCACAAUGAACCGUCUCAAGUCUAUCUGGGGGGAAGACGCUCACGAGUUCAGACCGGAGCGCUGGAUUAACUCCGUUCCUGGUACGGUCUCAGAGGUUCCGGGAGUAUGGAGCAACCUACUCUCGUUUCUAGGAGGGCCACGCAACUGCAUAGGCCACAAAUUCUCCGUGAUAGAGAUGAAGGCUAUUAUCUUUGUGCUUGUACGCGCGUUCGAAUUUUCUCUUGCAACAAAGCCAGAGGAUAUCAUCAAGAAAUGGGCCAUUGUAGCCAGACCGGUUGUUGCGAGCGAACCAAAUGAGGGUAACCAGCUGCCGUUGCUUGUGAGGCCGUACAGAUCAGCACAGUAG